CGUACCACAUGGCUCGGCUGCAUGGGGUUUGUCAGAUGUGUUGUGCAGCACUACCCAGCAGCUACUUUAGCCAUAACGCAGACAUUUUAGCCGCCGUUUGGUCGGAUUAACACCAGAGGAGAAAUGUCGCAGUUACAGGCGAGGUUUUUCACAGAAAACAAAAGGUACGCCGUGGAUGAUGUCCCCUUCUCCAUCCCAGCUGCCUCUGAGGUGCAGGACCUCAGCCAUGUCAUCAACACGCUGCUGCAGGCCAAGAAUGAGUCUCACAAACAGGUGGAGUUUGACUUCCUGGUCAGGGGCCAGUUCUUGCGGACAUCGCUGUCCAGUCACAUGGAGACGGAGGGGAUAUCAACGGAAGAAGUGGUGGAGAUCGAGUAUGUGGAGCGAAUCGCAGCCCCCGAGCCUGAGGAGUGUAUGAUGCACGAUGACUGGAUUAGCUCAGUGGACGCAGAUACUGAAUGGAUCCUGACAGGGUCAUAUGACAAGACAGCCAGGAUCUGGUCGACAGAGGGCAAGGCAGUGAUGACGGUGGCGGGACACAAAGAUGUGGUCAAAGAUGUAGCAUGGGUGAAGAGAGACGGCCUGACCUCUCUGCUUCUGACGGCCUCUCUGGACCAGACCGUCCUGCUCUGGGAGUGGAACUCUGAGAGGAACAAGGUGAAGGCCCGGCACUGCUGUCGGGGGCACACGGGGAGCGUCGACACCAUCGCCACAGACCCCACCGGCUCCAAGUUCUGCAGUGGCUCCUGGGACAAAAUGCUGAAGAUCUGGUCUGCAGUGCCCACAGAGGAGGCGGACGAGGUCGAGGAGCCUCCAGACAGACCCAGGAAGAAACAGAAGACUGAACAGCUGGGCCUAACUCGGACUCCCCUGAUGACGCUAUCGGGACACAGCGAGGCCGUGUCCUCUGUACUGUGGUGUGACAGCGAGGAAGUGUGCAGUGCAUCGUGGGACCACACUAUCCGCAUAUGGGACACUGAGAGUGGAACAAUGAAGACCACACUGACCGGCAGCAAAGUGUUCAACUGCAUCUCCUACUCGCCUCUGUGUCGACGGCUGGCCUCGGGCAGCACAGACAGACACAUCAGACUGUGGGACCCUCGCACUAAAGACGGCUCGUUGGUGCUGCUGUCGCUGACCUCCCACACAGGCUGGGUCACCGCCGUCAAGUGGGCGCCUUCCCAUGAGCACCAGCUGGUCUCCGGUUCCCUUGACAACCUGGUCAAACUGUGGGACACCAGAAGCUGCAAGGCUCCUCUGUAUGACCUCGCUGCGCACGAGGACAAAGUCUUCUGCGUGGACUGGACAGAAAGCGGGCUGAUGUUGAGCGGGGGUGCAGAUAAUAAGCUGUACACCUACAGAUACUCUGCCUGCCAGACCGACGCCGGCGCGUAGCCCCGAGCAGAGGACCGCUGCAUCAUCCAUCACCACAGACAGACAGAAUGCACAGACGUACGGACAUUAAUAAUACAGCUGUUCUGACAGACUGAAUAAAGCGGCAGUGGCGAUCAUAUUUUAGAAAACUGGCUAGCUUUGUUCCUCACUGUUCCGGUUAUUUUUACUCUCCUGCGUUUUCUUACAGUUUGUCUUUGUAUUCCUGUGAAAUGCUUAACCUGAGAUGACUAUAAAUUAAUUUUGUCUUCUAA
Messenger RNA from Myripristis murdjan (pinecone soldierfish), 1646 nucleotides. RefSeq names its product WD repeat domain 12 (gene wdr12). NCBI's taxonomy places the organism in Eukaryota, Metazoa, Chordata, Actinopteri, Holocentriformes, Holocentridae. Gene Ontology annotation, cellular component: preribosome, large subunit precursor; PeBoW complex. The transcript has 13 exons. Gene Ontology annotation, molecular function: protein binding. The record is from RefSeq and is a predicted model, not a curated record. Gene Ontology annotation, biological process: maturation of 5.8S rRNA from tricistronic rRNA transcript (SSU-rRNA, 5.8S rRNA, LSU-rRNA); ribosome biogenesis; maturation of LSU-rRNA from tricistronic rRNA transcript (SSU-rRNA, 5.8S rRNA, LSU-rRNA). Bases 124 to 1395 code for a protein of 423 amino acids.